AAGGCCCUUGCUGUUGAGCAACAUUGGGAUGGUUGCAAAGAUUUUGCCCGUACUAUCAGAAAACAGCCCCAAAUGAUCAAACUAGCAAUCUAUUGCCCAACGAAAACAGAAGAGGGUCUCUUCUAGCACUUGAUCCUGCUGAUAAAUCCCCUUUUCUUGGAGAGAUAAUACCUGGUUCAACUCAAUCAUCCCUUGAAACUAACAUGUUCAGAUCGCCAGUGUUUCCUCAUAAGGUGUCCUCGACAGACUAUCUUUUCAUUCGUUCAGCAAAACAAAAGCUUUCGAUAAGGCGCAUUGACAAUAUCAAUGUGGUUGGCCAGCAGGUUUGUUCUUGGCUAUAGUCUUUCUAGAUGCAUCUUUUUGCUGAAGUUUGAUUCAAUUACGGUCGAUUGUAUCCUCCUUUUUCCUUUCCCCCGAGAAAAAUUCCAGGAGCCUCUGAUGGAAGUUAUGUCCCCUGGGAGUAAGGAACUUCGAUAUUAUCUCCUAAACAAGGUUGUGGUGCAUAUGUUCAGUGAGUUCCGUGCUCUGAAAAAGCACAACUUGACUCCAUGCAUUCUUGCGGAUGAGUUAGUUUCACAUUUCCCGCAUCUCUCUGAAGCCUUUCACCGGAAUAGGUUGAAAAAGAAUGGAUUUGCAGAUCUUAUGGUAUUCUUCCAUUUUUGCUGAUGAAGAACAGUGCAUUAUUGCCUUUGUUUGGAUUAAUAGCUGACCUGCGGACAAAUGUUAUUUACCUUUAAAGUUUGCUUUCGCUUUCCUGGUUGCUUAUACGAUCCUCUGCUUUAGUAAAAGCAUUUCCUUAUGCAUGUAUGUGUAUAUUAUAUGAUAUGUGACAGAGGGGACCCACUGGACAAUGGAUCUGGAAGUUGAGAUCAAAUGUCAACAUCCCAUCGGAAGAAGUAUUGAGGAAACACGUGCCACCAGAGAAAGUAUGUGUCCUAUGCACUAUGAGCCAAAGUUCAUCCCUUGAGCAACUCAUGCACGGAAGAUUUGAGUUAUUUUAUCAUUUGAUUUGCCAGUACUCAUUAUCUUCGGAGCAGUCAAGUCAGUUUAGAGAGUGAGGUUCGUUGUGUUUAUCUCAUGGUUUAUUUGUUUAUUGGCUCUCUUCCAUCUAUGGGUUUGUGCCUAUGAAAGUAUGCAAGCAGGCCUUUACAGACUGAAGCAUUUAGGAAUCACAAGACUGAUGAAUCCCACUGGCAUUGCGUCAGCGAUGAGUCAGCUUCCAAAUGAGGCAAUAGCUUUAGCUGCUGCGUCACAUGGUGAGAGGGAACGGCAGAUCACUCCUUGGACCUUAAGUACCGAUUUUGUUGCCUGCACAAACCAGGUAAAAGAAAAUCUCGAGCGCUUGAAAAUUUCCGGUAUCGGUGACCCUUCAGGUUGGGGCCUUGGCUCUAGCUAUGUUCGUAGUACUUCCAAGGCACCAGUUUCUAAUGCAAUGACAGAAAAAAGCUACAGUUAAGAGCACCGCAGUUAUUGGCACAGAUGCUGAUCUACGUAGACUGAGCAUGGAAGCUGCG
Molecule: messenger RNA, 1514 nt
Organism: Punica granatum (pomegranate)
Lineage: Eukaryota; Viridiplantae; Streptophyta; Magnoliopsida; Myrtales; Lythraceae
Source: RefSeq, a predicted model, not a curated record